UGAAGGGAACAGGUAAUGGCAACUGUCAGAUAAGACAAGGUGAACAGCUUUGUUACUUGAACUGCUAGCAAACUACUGCAUUGGAACUAUUUGAAGGUUUACAAGGUCACAGAAAAUGAGUGUUAAAAAAGGGUUCAAGAUUCUUAUUGCUCAUAAUGAGAUUCCUAAAAGUGGGCUUGAUGUUUUUGCAGAGAAGUUGGAAAGAUGUGAACUGGUUAUCAGUGAAUCAAGAGGAUCUCCUUUUCCAUCUAGAGAAACUUUACUGAAUGAUAUCAAAGGAGUAGAUGCUGUUAUGUGGUUUGGACAUAAUCAUGUCGACAGAGAAAUGAUCGAUGCUGCUGGAAGUCAGCUGAGAGUGGUUGGCAGCAUGGGAGCAGGUUAUGACCACAUCGAUGUGAAGCUGCUGAGGGAACGUAACAUCGCAGUCAGCAAUACUCCCAGCAUUCUCAGCUCAGCUGUGGCUGACAUGGCAGUGGGCCUGGCACUGGCUGUCUCACGUAACAUCGUGCAAGGCUACAACAGCAUUCUACAAAACAACUGGGUUGUGAACCAUCCCACAUGGAUGUGUGGUCCUGCGCUGGAUGGUUCCACAGUUGGGAUUGUCGGCUUGGGAGCAAUUGGCUCUAAGAUAGCACGGAGAAUCAAAACUUUCGACAUCGCCCAGUUGUUGUACACCAACCGCCGUGAACGCCCAGAAGGAGUGGAGGUAGGAGCAAAGUACGUUUCUCUGGACCAGCUGCUUGCAGAGAGUGACUUUGUGUUCCUGACUGUUCCGUUGACACCGGAGACAAAACAUCUCCUUAGCUUAGAACAGUUCAGGAAGAUGAAGACCACCAGCAUCCUCAUCAAUGUUGCCAGAGGAGAUGUGAUAAACCAAAACGAUCUGGUGACAGCACUACAGAGCAAGAUGAUAGGAGGUGCAGCUCUAGAUGUUAUGAAUCCAGAACCACUGCCUCCUGAUCAUCCGCUCACAAAAUUAUCAAACGUUGUAUUGACACCCCAUAUAUCAAGUGCCACAUUCCGUGCCAGGGAGACUAUGGCAAGGUUGGCUGCAGAGAACAUCUGCAAUGUCCUCAACAACAAAGAGUUGCUCACUCCAAUCCCAUAGCAAACUAACUCAAUAUUUGUGGGAAACUAAUAAAAUACAAUUCAAUCUGUCCUGAAGUAUGA
Messenger RNA from Homalodisca vitripennis (glassy-winged sharpshooter), 1170 nucleotides. RefSeq names its product glyoxylate reductase/hydroxypyruvate reductase-like. The transcript is spliced from 9 exons. Gene Ontology annotation, molecular function: hydroxypyruvate reductase [NAD(P)H] activity; hydroxypyruvate reductase (NADH) activity; glyoxylate reductase (NADPH) activity. Gene Ontology annotation, cellular component: cytosol. NCBI's taxonomy places the organism in Eukaryota, Metazoa, Arthropoda, Insecta, Hemiptera, Cicadellidae. The coding region runs from base 116 to 1108 and encodes 330 amino acids. The record is from RefSeq and is a predicted model, not a curated record.